Guillardia theta CCMP2712 is the source of this 1065-nucleotide messenger RNA. RefSeq lists its product as hypothetical. The annotation marks the transcript as partial. Lineage: Eukaryota; Cryptophyceae; Pyrenomonadales; Geminigeraceae. Gene Ontology annotation, biological process: microtubule-based movement; mitotic spindle organization. Gene Ontology annotation, molecular function: ATP binding; microtubule motor activity; microtubule binding. The record is from RefSeq and is a predicted model, not a curated record. The transcript has a single exon.
AUGGGCGAGGAGGAGGAGGAGGAGGAGGAGGAGGAGGCUCUUCCGGUACGUGUUGUAGCGCGCGCAAGGCCCCUGCUAGGUGUAGAAACAGUCCUGUCGUGCCGCUCUUGCGUCGCAUUCAGUGGGGGAGCCUCUCUUGUCCUCGGGAAGGAUCGAGUCUUCACGUUUGAUGCUGUUUAUCCUCCUUCCUCCUCGCAAGAGAGCAUCUACAGCGAAUGGGUGAAGCCCCUGGUGGACGGAUGCUUCCAGGGAUACAACGCGACGGUUCUGGCGUACGGGCAGACAGGAGCAGGGAAAACUUACACGAUGGGGAGCGGGAACAACUCGUGCAGGCUUGAGGAGGAGAUGGGGAUCAUACCGCGGGUAAUGGCUGACAUGUUCCAGAGGAUAGAGGAGGACAGGUUCUUGUCCGGACGAGAGCUGGAGGUUCGGGUGUCGUACAUCGAGAUCUACAACGAGGAGAUGAAGGACCUGCUGCAUCCGUCGACGUCGUCCAAGAGCAUCGCGAUCAGAGAGCGAGGAGACGGGAAGAUCGUCCUCACUGGGGUGAAGGAGGUACAGGUGAACAGUUUGGAGGAGAUGCAGAGGGCGUUGGACGAGGGAAGCUUGUGCCGGACAGUCGCUGGGACGAUGAUGAACAACCAGUCGUCACGCUCUCAUAGCAUCUUCACCAUCACCAUCGAUCAGCAGGUGCCAAAGAGAGGAGGGAAGAGUAGGGAGCUCAUCACAGCCAAGUUUCACCUGGUGGACCUGGCCGGCUCGGAGCGAGCGAAGCGGACGGGGAACGUGGGGGUGAGACUGAAGGAGUCGGUGAACAUCAACUCCGGGCUCCUUGCCCUCGGCAACGUCAUCAGCGCGCUGGGCGAUGAGAAGAAGCGAGCGACGCACGUGCCGUACAGGGAGAGCAAACUUACUCGCAUGCUGCAGGACAGCCUGGGGGGCAACAGCAGGACGGUGAUGAUCGCAUGCAUCAGCCCGGCAGACUCGAGCUUCGAGGAGACGCUCAACACCCUCAAGUACGCCAACAGAGCUCGAAACAUCAAGAACGUCCCCAUCAUCAACCGC